UUCAUUUUUUCAUCCCUUGCCGUAUUUGAGUCUACAGGAGGUAGUAGUGAGUGUGCGUGUGAGCUGGUGUGAGAGAGAGAUACUCUGAGAGACAAAAUAAUAAAAAAAAAUACAGGGAUUUCCACUUAUAGUUUAACCCAGGACCCAAUUUCCACAAAUGUGUUGGAGAAGAAGACUAUAAUAUAAAUUAUAGUAUAUGAGAAUUCCUGCAUUUAUCUCUGUAUUGAAGAUGUGGUAUUUGCUGCUUCUCAGCCAAGUAUUCGUUGGUAUCUCCAUUCCGACUCCUCAAUGUGAUCUCAGCCAAGUGAGCAUUUCUGGGGGAAGCUAUGUCUUGAUUACUGAAGAAAACAGUAUCAAAUACACAUGUCCUAAAGGAAUGUACCCUGACCCAAUGCCCAUACGCAGGUGUCAAUUUGAUGGGCACUGGACUAAAGAGAACAUACCAGCCGUUUGCAAAGCUGUUCGCUGUCCACGUCCAAAAAUAUUAGAGGAUGGAGACUAUUUUCCUUCUAAAUCUGAAUACUACGUGGGAGAUGUCCUGAAUUUUGAGUGCUACAGCGGGUUUGAAUUGAGAGGACCAGAGAAUCGUACAUGUCAACAAAAUGGAAAAUGGAGUGGAAGGACAACAGUAUGUGAGGAUUAUGGAGGCUUCUGUCCUAACCCUGGGAUCCCAAUAGGCACCACCAAAAUGGGAAUUUCAUAUAAUGUAUUUAAUAAAGUAACUUACGAAUGCGAGAAAGGACUUAAAAUGUUUGGAUCAAGUGAAAGAAUAUGCAUGGAGGACAAGUAUUGGUCUGGAGCUGAACCUUCGUGCAGGGAGUGGUACACGUACGAUACACCAGAAGAAGUGGCUGAGAUGUUUUCGUCCUCCUUCUCUGCAAAUAUUGAAUCUGCAAACCGGGAUAAGUUAGGUGAAGAUUACACACCACGAAAAAUACACAUAAAGAAAGGGGACCCCAUGAACAUAUUUCUACUCCUGGAUGCAUCGAAAAGCGUUGGAGAAACAAAUUUUGAGAUAGCAAAAGAAAGUAGUCAAAUAUUCAUUGAGAAGGUUUCUUCUUUCGAUAUCGAACCCCGAUAUGCAAUCAUUUCCUUUGCUUCUCUGGCAAUCAGUAUUGUACGUCUGUCCGAUGAAGAGAGUCUGGAGGCAGACGCGGUGAUAGAAAAACUUAGUGAUUUCACCUAUAGAGAACACGAAGAUAAACGUGGAACAAACACGCGAGCUGCUCUUCAUGCUGUGAAUGAGAUGCUGUCUUUGCAGCACCUGAGAAACAAGGAAAACUUCUUGGACAUUCGAAAUGUCAUUCUGCUCAUGACUGAUGGAAAGUACAAUAUGGGUGGAGAUCCAAAGGUAGAAUUAGACAGCAUCAGACAUUUUCUGGAUAUCGGAAUGAAAGACAAUAUACGAGAGGAUUUCCUAGAUGUGUACGUUUUUGGCCUUGGAGACGAUAUCAGUCAAACUGAGCUUAAUAAUCUUGCGUCAAAAAAACCUCACGAACAGCAUGUCUUCCAUCUGGAAGAUGUAAGCAGCAUGAAAAAGGCCUUCGACCAUAUGUUAGAUGAGACAGAAGCUAUGGAUAUGUGCGGACUCAACAAAUAUCAUUCAAAUCAACCCACUGAGCUGUUUCCCUGGAUCACUAAGAUAAAAAUCACUCGUCCAGGGGCACAAGAAAUCUGCAAAGGAUCCAUUUUGACAAAAAACUUUAUCCUGACGGCUGCGCACUGCUUUUACAUUGACGAAAGACUAGAUUAUAUCAAAGUCCAACUGGGAGAUGGCCGAUUAGUGAAUGUAAAAAACUUUUAUCGGCACCCUCUGUAUGACCCAGAUGCCAAGAAGGACAAAAAUAUUCCAAAGAACUUUGAUUAUGACAUAGCGAUUCUUGAGAUGGAAAAAAAGAUUUCAUAUUCAUCGAGUGUCAGGCCUAUCUGUAUUCCCUGCACUAAAAGCUCAUCAUGGGCGCUAAGGAUGAAGGGAGAUACGACAAAAUGCAAAGACCACAAGGACUUUUUAUUCAAAGAAGAGUUGGUCAAGGCGAUGUUUAUUGCAGAGGAAGACCCAAAACCCAUGGAGGGGAUGAAUGUAACAAUCAAGCUAGGGAAUGCGCGAGAAUCCUGUCUCCGAGCUACAGAAAGAAUCGAGAAAUUUCAAGAUAUAGCUGAUAUUCAUGAUAUGGUGACUGAUCAGUUCCUCUGUACAGGGGGGACAGAGCCAUAUGUGGAACCCCCAACAUGUAAAGGAGAUUCGGGUGGUCCCCUGAUCAUUGAAUAUAAAAAUCGAUACAUUCAGGUGGGGGUUAUCAGCUGGGGAUCCAUAAACCAUUGCAAAGGCCCCGUCAGACUCAAAACUCCAGUUCCAGAAGAUUCUCGGGACUUCCAUAUCAGUAUUUUCUCCAUGUUGCCCUGGAUAGAGGAGAUUGUGAAAGAAGAACUUAUCUACCUUCCCAACUGAAGCCCUCGAUCUCGGAGUUUCAGGAAUACAGAAGGGGGCAAUGUAACAGGGGUGAAGGAAUUGACCCUGUAAACCUUUUUUAAGUAGCUUCCAAUAACCUUGAACCUCCUAGGGUAAUCUUAGAAUUAUACAAAAUAUUCAUAGUUUAGAAAACACCUACCAAGUUAACAUUCCUGUGUAAAACCCAA
Messenger RNA from Pelobates fuscus (common spadefoot toad), 2637 nucleotides. RefSeq names its product complement factor B-like. Gene Ontology annotation, molecular function: serine-type endopeptidase activity. Gene Ontology annotation, cellular component: extracellular exosome; extracellular region; classical-complement-pathway C3/C5 convertase complex. Bases 197 to 2449 code for a protein of 750 amino acids. The transcript has 18 exons. The record is from RefSeq and is a predicted model, not a curated record. Gene Ontology annotation, biological process: complement activation; response to bacterium; proteolysis. Lineage: Eukaryota; Metazoa; Chordata; Amphibia; Anura; Pelobatidae.